AUGUCGCGAAAGGAAUUAGGGAAGUCUGUUAGUCUUCAACUGAUGAAAAUUAUCGGCCAGCAACAUAAGCGCGCUUACACUGCUUAUUUGAAUAACGAGAACAAUGACGAUCCCCAUAUCGACGACUUAAAUUCCGACCUACACAGUGGUGUAGCUUUAAUCAAGUUCUUAGAAAAAGAGACUGGGAAGCCAGCAAAGAAGUAUAACAAAGCGCCCAAGAGUGAGAUCCACGACAGAGACAAUUUAGAGAUAUUUUUAAGUCUAUUAAAAGAGAACAUAAACGCAACAAUAACUGCUCAAGACAUUAUCGACAAGAAUGAGAAACAGAUCUUACAGUUAAUGGCUUCACUCGUCAAAUUCUUUUUAUAUAAGAACACUAACUUACACUCCACCAUGUUUAAUGUUUGGUUCAAAAAGAUCAUUGGACGCGAGAUCGAUUUCUCUAUGGAAUACCCACGCCCAGACUUCUGGGCUAAACUUUUUAAUUACCUCAAAAAGGGGUUGAUCGACAUUUCUAAAUUCACAGACAACUCAAAGGAAAACAUGAAGUAUUGCUUUGAACAAGCAAAGAAUGAACUCAAAAUCCCUUUACUCAUCGACCCAGAAGAGACAGUGGAGGCUUCUUUGGAUGAUGAGGUACUCACUAUGUAUUUAGUCUUUUGUAUAUCAAAGGAUGAAAAGCUUCAAGAAGUCGAUGCCACUUUACUGUUUCUGCAAAGUAAGGAAGUCCCUUCAAUGAUCAAAGCCGCUGCUCUGAGAAAAUCACAACGACCGAAGACCAUGAAUUUGUCACAAAUUGGGCUGAAGAUAUCAGAGAAGAUCGAGGCGGAGGCCGACUUGAUUUCUAAGACAGCAGUAAAGUCACCGUCGAAAACGCCAAAAACUCCGAAAACACCUAACACGGAAUUAAAAGAGGAAGUCGGAUUGGUGGAGGCGUACGGAGAAAGAAGAGAAAUGUAUAACCAAAUGGGAGAAACGGAAUUGGAACUCCACAGAACGCGUGAGGAUAAUGAAAGACUUAGAAAAGCGUUCGACGAGAAGGUUGUCGAAAUUGGUGACUUGAAUACUAAGGUUAACACUAUUAAUGAUAAAAUCAAGGCAACUGAAGAAGAACUCGAGACUUUAAAGAAUCAAAAAGAAAGCGAAGAGAAUCGUGUCAAUUUGCAAAUUGAAGAAAAGACAAAAUUGGCGGAAGAAUCAACGAAAAAGGCGGAGGAACUUGAAAAGAAUGUUUCUGAGAUGGCUGUCGUGGUUCAAAACCUCAAAAACGACUUGGAGGCAAAAAAGAAUGAGUUGGGUGACAUUAACAAAGAACUGGAAAACACGUGGCAGAUUUUUGAAAAAAUUCUCGACGAUGAAAAGAAAAGUCAAGUUGUCGGAAUGAGAACAACAGAGAAAGUCCACGAAGGCUCGAAAACUUUGGCAAACGAACUUGUCAAAACUAAAAAGGAAAAUGAAGAAAAAGACAAAAAAAUCAACGAAAAAGACGAUGAACUUGAAAAAACAAAAAUUUUACUAACAGGUCAAAUCACAGCGACAAAUCGGGAAAGGGACGCAAAAGAAAAAUUGUUAGCUGAAAGAAAAGAGAGCGAGGAAAAGAUUGAAAAUGCUAGAAAGAUUGCCAAAGAGUUAGAAGACAAAGUUGAACAAUUGGAAAAGGAAAAAAAUGAGAAGGACGAAAAAAUUAAUAAUCUUGAAGAAAACGUUAAACAAAUUGAAAAAGAAAAACAAGAAAACGACGAAAAAUACAAAAACGAAAAUCAACAAUUGAGAAACGAAAAAAUAGAAAAAGAAAAAACCAUUUUCGAGUUAAACGAAACAAUCAAACUGCUUGAGAAAAACAAUUUGACUAAAAUUAGUGAAGAGGAGAGAAAAAAACACAUUGAGGAACUGGAAAAAAUAAGACUUGAAAAUCAAAAAAAUCUUGAGUUUUUGAGAGGUGAAAAUGAGAGGGUGCAGAACGAAAACGCAGAAGAGGUGAAAAAAUUGAAAGAAGAAAUUGAUAAAUUAAAGUCGGACAAUGAAAAACUCAAAGCCGAUGCAGUCAAUAUAUUAGAAAGGAAGAAUGAAGAUACAACGGACUUCAAGAAGCUGUACGAAGAACAAGUCAAGUUGUUGGAACAAACUAAAGAAGACUCAAAAAGGGAAGUCGCCGAAAUAAAGAAGCAAGCCGAGGUGUUCAGCGUUGUUGACGAAGAUGAAAGAAAGAGUCUAUUUAUCUCGAUUGCGCUCGCGAUUAAGCUCGUCUUAAUUUCAAAAACGUCGAACGAACUUAAUAUUACUGAGCUAUAUGAGGAGGUUUGUCAAAAUGCCAUCCCACUUUCGAAGUGGAACCAAUGGCUCACUGAACGGAUGUCUGAUAGAGGCAAUUGA
Entamoeba invadens IP1 is the source of this 2373-nucleotide messenger RNA. Its product is annotated as coiled-coil domain containing protein, putative. NCBI's taxonomy places the organism in Eukaryota, Evosea, Mastigamoebida, Endamoebidae. The record is from RefSeq and is a predicted model, not a curated record. Gene Ontology annotation, molecular function: protein binding. Bases 1 to 2373 code for a protein of 790 amino acids. The transcript has a single exon.